Molecule: messenger RNA, 2433 nt
Organism: Eimeria acervulina
Lineage: Eukaryota; Apicomplexa; Conoidasida; Eucoccidiorida; Eimeriidae
Product: p97 protein, putative
Exons: 1
Coding region: 1-2433 (810 amino acids)
Source: RefSeq, a predicted model, not a curated record
AUGGACGGGGAAGCAAAGAUGACAGAAUCCAGGCCACGGAAGUCCGAGCAGGCGUUGGCCACACUGAGAGCUUGGCGUGCAUGGCGGUCGAAGCACAGAAUGCCAUUGGAAGAGGCACUGAAAAACCCUGGAGCUUGGCGCCUUUACAAGGAUAUGCUGCAGCACAACGGGACUGCAAAAGCCGGAGUAAAUAGCUAUGAAGAAUGGCUCGAGAUGACGAAAUGUACACAGCGCUGGGUUGAAUGGAAGCGAGCUCAUCCCAAGCCACUGCGGGAGGUCCUAGCGGACCCGGAAGGCUGGGCGCUCUUCUACGCGAUGAAGCAAGAGAAGGGCGUUAGUGUGCCCCCAACCUACGAAGAGUGGCUGCAGCAUCAAGACCAAAGAAGGAGCAUUGCAUAUGAAGCGUGGGUGCAAUGGCGUCGCCAGCACCCAGGCCCUCUUACAGAGGUGCUUGCUGACCCAGAGGGAUGGGCCCUAUACAAAGCCAAACGUGCAUCACAGGAUACAAAAUUGCCCGAGACACACGAAGAAUGGUGUCGAGACCCCAACACUAUAAAGGCGAUGGCGAUGGAAGCCUGGACAACGUGGAGAAGGGCGCACCCUGGUGCUUUGAGGAAGGUAUUAGUGGACCCUGAGGGCUACCAGCUGUACAGACACAUGCUGGAGUCAUCUGGGAAGCAAGCCGACCCGACAUACGAGGAGUGGAAGGAAAGAAGAACAAAUGCAUCGUGGCAGGCGUGGCGGCGCGAGCACCCUGGUCCUUUGGUUCGUGUGCUGGCGGACCCCUGUGGCUGGCGGUUGUACAGGAGUGACCUCGAGCAGCAGCAACAGAAGAACGGCAAUAAGGAGGAGUUGCCAGCGAGCUACGAGGAGUGGCUGCAGCUUCCGCAGCAGCAGCGCAACGCUGGUAAAAAGGACAAGCAGCUCUCUGGCAGUAGCGAGUCUGAGUCGAAAAGAGGCGCCAAUGCGGGUAAUAGUAGGAACAGGAUGACAGGCAGCGGCCCACAGAAAGGUAAGCAGCAAAGUGCGGCAAUGGAUGCGUGGCUGUCUUGGCUGGGGGGACAGCAUUCCACGGAUCUCACUGAGCUCCUGCAGAACCCCGAGGGGUGGGAACUGUACAGAGCUGCCAUGAGCAAACCCAGGCGCCCCCUUCCCGAAACCUACGAAGGAUUUAGAGCUCUCGAGGCAGCAUCGAAGGCGUGGUCAGCGUGGCGUGAGGAGCACCACGGUAACCCCGUGAAUGUGUUGAAAGAUCCUGAGGGAUGGAAGCUAUACUCUGCCCUCAUGCAUGCUAGAGGGGUGCAGAUACCCGCAACGUAUUCGGAGUGGCUGCAGAUGCCGGAACAGCGUGUAAUUGUUGCAGCAACACAUUGGGUCGAGUGGAGGGAGCAACGGUCGCAGCAGCCGCUCAUGCAGUUGCUAUGCUCGGAGGAGGAGGGGUGGAAGCUCUUCCGGGCAUUUGUAGAAGCCAUAGGGACUCAUCUACCAACAACAUUCAAAGAGUGGGAGUCAGAAGCGGCUGAGUCACUGGUGGCGGCUCAGGCUGCCUGGCGGUCUUCGUCUCGCUGGGGUGCGCCUCGCCGGGUUGAGGUGUUUGCUCUUAGACAGGCUCUGGCUGAAGUUCGUGGCGAGGCGUUUCCCGCCACUUACGAGGAAUGGCUGCGCACGCCCAGUUCUAGGCUGCGCAUUAGCCAAGCGAACACGUGGAAGCUGUGGAGACGGCGUCAUCCGGGACCCCUAGCAGAAGUGCUGAAAGACCCAGAAGGCUGGGAAUUGUACGUGAAGAAGCUGCAGUCAUCAGGGUCCCAUGUUCCGAUGUCGUACGAAGAGUGGAUGGAUUCGCCACAGCGGAGGCGCCAGGAAGCGACGAUGAACUGGGCUUUGUGGCGUAGGAAAAACAGAGGGCCUAUGCUGGAAGUGUUGCAGGACCCGGAGGGGUGGAAACUUUAUAGUGCAAUGAAACAGGCAAUUAGUGGCUCCCCGUGCGAGCAGUUCGAGGACUGGCAGAACUCAGUAGGCGCCCGAAAGAAAGCAUUGCGGGAGUGGCUAGCGUGGAAGAAGCUUCAUCCAGGUCCUCGCUACACGAUUCUUAGUGAUCCUUUGGGCUGGCGGCUGUACCGCGCUGCAUUUGCUGGCCAGAAGGCUAUUCCCGAAACAUACGCAGAGUACAUUCAGGCCCGACAGCCCACCAUAGCGUGGCUGGCAUGGCGCCGCCAGCAUCGGGGCCCUCUGCUGUCCGUACUGGCCGAGGACGGCGGCUGGACUCUGUACAAGGACCACAUGCUGGCUACUGGCAAGUCCGUUCCUCAGGAUUUCGAGGAGUGGGCUGAAUCCCACCGCACAGCAACCACCAAUGGCAACUCCAGACGCGGGAAACGCACAGUCUCUCCUCGUGAGGAGGCCAUGGGAGCGCAGCAAGUUACUGUGCAGUGA